Messenger RNA from Phytophthora nicotianae INRA-310, 1133 nucleotides. RefSeq lists its product as hypothetical. Bases 57 to 632 code for a protein of 191 amino acids. Gene Ontology annotation, biological process: regulation of ribosomal protein gene transcription by RNA polymerase II. Lineage: Eukaryota; Oomycota; Peronosporomycetes; Peronosporales; Peronosporaceae. Gene Ontology annotation, molecular function: sequence-specific DNA binding; protein binding. The transcript is spliced from 2 exons. The record is from RefSeq and is a predicted model, not a curated record. Gene Ontology annotation, cellular component: nucleus.
CAUGCAACCCCUUCAUAUAAUAGCAAACGCGCCAACUCAACAAAAACUACCAGACCAUGCAGGCUCUUGGGCUGGAGGAGCGCAAGAAGGCGCUGGAGAAGAAGUUCGUGGAGAAGCGUCCACCACUGGCCUACGCCAAGCUCAGCGGCCGCGUGGAGGGCGAUACACCGUUCGAGAAGCUCAUCACGCACCUGCCGGCGGAGCUUGGGCGUGGUCCCAUUUCGUCACUGCCCGACCACCGCAUCGCUCUGGGGGAGCAGAAGGCCAUUUCGAGGCUGCACGCACGCAUCCAGUGGAGUCAGACCGACAGUUGCUUCGAGCUGCAAUGUCUGGGAAAGAAUGGAAUGUUCGCGGACGGCAAGUUCGUGUCCAAGAACCAGACCAUCAAGCUCACGUCCAAGAUGCCACUCAAAAUCGGCCAUGCUAGAGUGUACUUCCUCUGUGCUAUCCGCUCCACCAUUAGCACUAUGAGUGGAUUUAAAAUUAUCCAAAAGGCAUUUGAGAAGGCCAAGUACCACAAGGGUGUGACGUCUAUGACGGCAGAUCAAGUGUGUGACCAGAUUCUGGAGAGCUUUCCCAAGAGCGAGCACGAACUCGGUGGGAAGGAACAUCUGCGGACAUUUAUCACGUGAGUUUUUGCGAUAAAUUAUUCUAGUUAUUGGAAAUAUUCUGAAGUUUAUUGGGAUUUUGUUGGUACGGGCAGAGCGUACUUGCAAGAAGACACUGCCGCAUUCGAACGCGUUCAAGGCGGGGCCUCUUCAAAGCCAGUUUAUAAAAUGAAGCCAGUGGCUGCUAGUGAUUCAAAGAAGAAUGUGUCGGUCAAUUCAACAUCCAAGCCCCAGGAGUCUGGCGAGGCUGCAUUGAAGAAACAGAAGAUUACUGCGUAAGCCUCUAUGCUUUGAUGUUUCAAGCUGAACACGUUAAACUUUGUUUUUUGUGUAUUUUAUGGCUACCGAGACGGCAUAAAUGUUGGAAAACUAUUCACUCUAUUUGGUUUGUAUUGAUAGUUCAAUGGCCAUAUUUCCCGGAUAGAUAAUACGACUAGCUUACGUGCUUGAGAGGAAGCCUUCCGUGACAAUUUGAUCUGGUUCAGGUUCCAGGUGGGUCGUGCUGUCGAACUGCCACUCGCGCAU